AUGACUGCCGUUGCCAAUCCGCCCAGCUUCGCCAACAUCAACCGGCCGGCAUGGGGUAGUGGCAGCCAAGCUCUCAACGGCUCCAGCAACCACGACGACGUCCGCAGCAUGUUUGCGCCGCGGAAGUCCAUGCAGCGAACCAACUCCUCCUCGUCCAUCGCCUCCAACGCGUCCACCUCUUCCACAGUCACCGUCGUCUCGGCCAACGGGACACCGCCUGCUAACGGUGGACCAGUCGGUGGCUCUGCGGGCAUCGGUAGCAUCGCUGGGGGCGGCGGUCCCUCGUCGGCCGCUGGUGGUAACGACGCGAACGGCCUCCCUAUCACAACGCUUCGUAAACGACCGCCUCAAAAAGCACAAUGGUCGGCCAACAAGCAGGGUGAGCACCAGGCCGAUUUUCUGCGCGGCGCCGGUGGUGCGGCUGCAGGACGCCAGCAAAUGAGCGCAGGCCCCAACGGCGUGGCGUCCCUGCACCAGUUACCACCAUUUGUCCCCGGAGGUCAAGCAGCGGCUGGUGCCGGGACGAACGGAACAAACGGUGUCAUGGCUCGCCCACAAGGCGCCGAGGGCGCGUCCUCCCAAGCACAGCCUGUCCUGUACCUCGUAUCACUGAACGGCACAUUUGAGCGGAAGACGAUCAGCGUGCCCUUUUUGCCCGACACACUCCGCAUUGGUCGCCAGACCAAUAAGAGCACGACACCGAACACGGUGAACGGCUUCUUUGACAGCAAAGUGUUGUCGCGGCAGCACGCUGAGAUCUACGCCGAUCGCCAAGGCACCAUCUGGAUCCGUGAUAUUAAGUCGUCCAACGGAACCUUUGUGAAUGGCACGCGCUUGUCAGCCGAGAACCGCGAGUCCGAGCCACAUGAGCUGCAAACGAACGACCACCUUGAGCUCGGUAUCGACAUUGUGAGUGAGGACCAAAAGUCGGUCGUCCACCACAAGGUUGCCGCCAAGGUCGAGCACGCCGGCUUCAUCAAGACGUCCAGCAAUAUUAUGGAUAUGAAUUUUGGCGACCUCGACCCGGCCAAUGGCGCCGUGCUGGGCAACCAGCUCAACGGCAUGCUGUUCCGCGGGCGCACGGGCAGCCAGGCCUCGCUGGGCCCGGCCGGCCGCAUGGCACCCACAUCCAACAUGGCUGCUGCCCAGAAUAAUGGCCUGGCGUUGCAGCGCGGCCUGUGGCUCACAGGGCCCUCGACCGAAGCCAUCGUCAAGAAGAUUCACACCCUCUUAUCCAAAGACGACAUCCGCAACGAACCCAACCCCAUGACCGAUGCCGUAGCGACAGAUCCGCUGUCCGCCGCAUCAAGGCAGCAGCCACUGCAGCCCAUCUCCAACGGCAACAACAGUAUUUCGUUCCGCGCCGAUCCCAAGGCGCGGUUCUCCGACCCGCCCGCACCGCCACCACAACAGCCGUUGCCCGAGAAGCCCGAUGUACCAUCACUGAAACGUGGCUCAACAGAGCGACCCAAAUCCGGGUCGGUUGGCCCUGCGUCCGGUGCCGCAAACAACACGUCACCAAUCCGGACCGACGUCAUGGGCCAGGUUCUCCAGCUGACCGACGCGCUCAACACGGCCAAGCGCGAGAUCAGCACACAGCAUACGCGGUUGCGUGAGCUCGAAGAGCAGCUGCACCAUGAGCAAGAGGCGCGCAAAUAUGCCGAGGAGCUGACACAGCAGCUGGAGAUCAUGUCUGUGUCCAAACCGACGACCGGUGUCGACACGGCUGCUCUGGCGGCCGUUGCAGCGCCGAUAAUGAACGGUACGGCCAAGGGCGCUACGGCGCUGGAGACAGCUUUGGGCGAGCCCGCAGCAUCGCUCAGCAAGGACGUUACCGGCAAGUCAAUGCGUGGCGCGAAAGGCACAGAAGCCUCCGCUAGCAGUGAUGACGAUGAGGAGGACGACGACGACGCUGAAAAGGACGAUCACGACAGCAAAACGGACGCCGCGUUCCGCGCCCGGAUCGACUCUAUGAUGACGGAAAUGGAGGGCAUGAAGCGCCAGCUGCAAGCCUUCCAGGAGCGCGCCGAAAAGGCCGAGGCCGAGCGGGACGCCGACCGCGAGACGCUGGCCCAGAUGAUCCAACGCAUCCGCCAGCGAGACGAAGACGACGCCAAGGCAGCCGCCGAAGCUGCUGCGGCAUCCUCCGCAGCCGCAUCAGCACUGGCUACGGGCCAGUCGGCAUCCGUAGCUGACACGACAACCCAAGGCGACGCCGGGCCCACCUCCACUUCGCAGUACAUGUCGGGUGGCCGCGGCCUGGACGCCACGUCAGCCACCGACGGUCCGGUGGACGCCCCAACCACGGCCCCGACCACCAGCGGCCGCGACGCGAGACGCAAUGGUGCUACCAGCAACAGCAGCAGCAGCAGCAACAGCAACAGCAGCGGUCCUCUGUCGCGGUCGAAGCAACAGCCAGCGGGCGGCGCCGGCGGCGGGCACGAUGACAAUGGCCCCGACGGUGCAUCGCUCUCCCGCAGCAACACCAUCACGCCCGCCUCGCUCGGCAGCAAGGUCACCACCAAGGACAAGGGCGGCGCCGCCACGUCCCACGACGCUGCUGUGCUGCACGGCAUUCCCUACGCAUCGAUGGUGGGUGUCGUGCUGAUCGGCAUGGGCCUGAUGGCGUACCUAAACGGCUGGCAGCCAGCGCCCGGCCGCCUGGAUCGGUAG
Messenger RNA from Sporothrix brasiliensis 5110, 2673 nucleotides. Its product is annotated as cytoplasm to vacuole targeting protein. The transcript has 2 exons. The coding region runs from base 1 to 2673 and encodes 890 amino acids. The record is from RefSeq and is a predicted model, not a curated record. NCBI's taxonomy places the organism in Eukaryota, Fungi, Ascomycota, Sordariomycetes, Ophiostomatales, Ophiostomataceae. Gene Ontology annotation, cellular component: cytoplasm. Gene Ontology annotation, molecular function: protein binding.